Molecule: messenger RNA, 396 nt
Organism: Musca vetustissima
Lineage: Eukaryota; Metazoa; Arthropoda; Insecta; Diptera; Muscidae
Product: general odorant-binding protein 56a-like
Exons: 2
Coding region: 1-396 (131 amino acids)
Biological process (GO): sensory perception of smell
Molecular function (GO): odorant binding
Source: RefSeq, a predicted model, not a curated record
AUGCUAAUGGUCUUUGUGGAAUUGGCACAGGUUGUAAAUAGCAAAGAGUUGCAAGAAAAGGCCAAGAAAAUUGUCACCGAAUGUAUUAAAGAAUCGGGUAUUAGCGGUGAAGAAAGUAAAAUAAUUAUGGCUGAUGACUUGGAAAAAAUCGAUGAGAGUAAAUUUACCGAUAAAAUGAAAUGUUAUAUGUUGUGUUUCUAUCAGCAGCUGGGUAUUGUUGAUUCGGCUGGUAAGCCGAAAGUUGGACCAUUGAUUGCCUUUAUGGAAGAACGUUACGCCGACAAAAAGGAGAAGGUUAAACCAGCGGUGACAAAAUGUGGCAGCAUUAAGGAUCCCAAUCUAUGCGUGCAUGUCUUUAAAUUUGAACGUUGUAUUGCUCAAACCGUUGAAGGAUAA